Exophiala mesophila is the source of this 1863-nucleotide messenger RNA. RefSeq lists its product as uncharacterized. The transcript has 2 exons. NCBI's taxonomy places the organism in Eukaryota, Fungi, Ascomycota, Eurotiomycetes, Chaetothyriales, Herpotrichiellaceae. The record is from RefSeq and is a predicted model, not a curated record. Gene Ontology annotation, cellular component: membrane. Gene Ontology annotation, biological process: oligopeptide transport; transmembrane transport. Bases 1 to 1863 code for a protein of 620 amino acids. Gene Ontology annotation, molecular function: dipeptide transmembrane transporter activity.
AUGUCCGCCAUUGCUACUAACGAGGGCCCCAUCAUCGCACAGGCUGCCGUCCCCGCAGCCCCUCUUGCUGGCACCGUCGCUGAAAAGCAGCUUGGUCGAGGCUCAAUUGACGGUAACGUUCAAGAGAGACGACCGUCCUUCGAUGAAGACGACGAAGUCACCGAAGAGGAACUGCACACACUGCGUCGAGUUUCUGGCAAAAUUCCCUGGCCUGCCUUCACCGUUGCCUUUGUCGAACUGUGCGAACGUUUCUCCUACUAUGGCACUACUGUCGUCUUCGUCAACUUCAUCCAACAGCCGCUGCCCGAGGGCUCAUCUACUGGAGCUGGCUACUCUGGCCAAUCUGGUGCCUUGGGCAUGGGUCAAAGAGCCUCCACAGGUCUCGUCACUUUCAACCAGUUCUGGGCUUAUGUGAUGCCCCUUCUCGGUGCCUAUAUUGCUGAUGCCCACUGGGGUCGUUACAAGACGAUCCAUGCUGCCAUCGCUUGUGCCUUGCUCGGACACGUCAUCUUGACCGCUUCUGCCGCUCCAAGUGUCAUCAAGCAUAGUGGCAGUGCCCUCGCUGCCUUCACAAUCGGCCUGGUCAUUCUUGGAGUUGGUACUGGUGGCUUCAAGUCCAACAUCUCCCCUCUCCUCGCAGAACAACAAACAGACAACAAAAAGAGAAUUUCCGUAUUGCCCUCAGGAGAGCGAGUCAUCGUUGAUCCCACUGUCACAACCUCCAGAAUCUUCCUCUACUUCUAUCUCUGUAUCAACGUCGGCUCCCUCGUCGGCCAAAUUGGCAUGGUCUACGCCGAAAAGUAUGUCGGUUUCUGGCUUGCCUAUAUGCUACCCACAGUCCUCUUCCUUGUCGCCCCAGUCAUCCUGGCUAUCUGCCGCAAGCACUACGUCCUGACUCCUCCUACUGGAUCCGUCUUUGCCAAGUUCUGGCAGCUUUGGGGCUACGCAUCCAAGGGCCACUGGCAUUUGAACCCAGUUGCCACCUACAGAAGCAUGUCCGCUCCCGGCUUCUGGGAACGUGUCAAGCCAUCCAAUAUCCCCGCAGCCGAACGACCAGUUUGGAUGACCUUUGAUGACGCCUGGGUCGAUGAAGUCCGCCGUGGUCUCAAGGCCUGUGCCGUCUUCCUCUAUCUUCCCCUCUACUGGCUUGCAUAUGGUCAGAUGACCGGUAACUUGACCUCCCAGGCCGCCGUCAUGGAACUUCACGGUGUUCCCAACGAUAUUAUUCAAAACCUGAAUCCUAUUUCUAUCAUCAUCUUCAUCCCCUUCAUGGACUUUGUUGUCUACCCAGCCCUUCGCAAGGCCCGCAUCAAUUUCACACCCAUUAAACGAAUCUUCGCUGGCUUCAUCUUGGCUUGCAUGGCCAUGAUUGCUGCUUGUGUCACUCAAGUCUACAUUUAUCGACUUUCGCCCUGUGGCCACAAUGCUUCCGAUCCAGAUUGUGUAGGCCCUGCUCCCAUCAAUGUUUGGGUUCAGACCAUUCCAUACGUCCUCAUCGGUUUCUCCGAGAUCUUUGCGUCAAUCACCUCUCUGGAGUAUGCUUUCACCAAGGCUCCUUAUAACAUGAGAUCUUUCGUCAUGGCCAUCAAUCUGUUGAUGAAUGCCUUCAGCAGCGCCAUUGCAAAAGGUCUUGUUGCCCUGUCUGCCGAUCCAUUGCUCGUGUGGAAUUAUGGCGUUGUUGCCGUGCUCUCUGGCCUCGGAGGCAUUGCUUUCUGGUUCAAUUUCCGCAAACUCGACGCCGAGGAAGACAAACUCAACAUGCUUCGAGCUUCUGCGUAUACAGGCAAGCGAGGAAGCGUUAGUGGAGCUUCUGUUGAGGACCAGUACCGCGAGAAGUCCGAUGAAGCAGCAGCCACCGCCUAG